This is a messenger RNA of Pangasianodon hypophthalmus (striped catfish), 856 nucleotides long. It is a transcript of the gene glrx5, whose product is annotated as glutaredoxin 5 homolog (S. cerevisiae). The coding region runs from base 126 to 584 and encodes 152 amino acids. The transcript is spliced from 2 exons. NCBI's taxonomy places the organism in Eukaryota, Metazoa, Chordata, Actinopteri, Siluriformes, Pangasiidae. The record is from RefSeq and is a predicted model, not a curated record.
GGCGGAGCUUCGUGUACUUGUCUCGGAGGAAAGUCGGCUAGAAGAAGAAGAAGAAGAAGCAGAAGCAGAAGCAGAAAGAAGUUGAUUGUAAAGUUCCUGAUUUGUGGAAGUUUGUGGAAUAAAGAAUGAAUCACAUGUUGACCAGCGUGCUGAGACAGACAGCGCGGGCAGUGAGAGGGGUUUCCCUGUCUCAGAGGCACAGCGCGCGCUGGAUGUGCUCCUCACCCUCAGAAGAAGUGCUGAAGAACCUGGAGCAGAUGGUGAAGAAGGACAAAGUGGUGGUGUUCAUGAAGGGAACUCCAGCGCAGCCCAUGUGCGGCUUCAGCAACGCCGUGGUGCAGAUCCUCAGGAUGCACGGGGUGGAGGAGUACACUGCUUACAACGUGCUGGAGAACCAGGAGCUCAGACAAGGUGUGAAGACGUUCUCCAACUGGCCCACGAUUCCUCAGGUGUUCUUCAACGGAGAGUUCGUGGGUGGAUGUGACAUUCUACUGCAGAUGCAUCAGAGCGGAGACCUGGUGGAGGAACUGGACAAACUGGGCAUCAGAUCAGCAAUACUCGACACACACACACCCUCCAAUUAGCGUGUGUGUGUGUGUGUGUGAGAGAGAGACACACACUAGUUCAUGACUUCGUAGCAUCUUCUGAAAUCAGUCCACACCUGUGAGUUUUUUAAUCAAUGACAGAAACACUGAUGUGUGUGUUCGUGCUGUAUAAACACGAGUGUGUGUGUGUGUUUGUGUGUGUGUGUGUGUGUGUGUGUACUUGAUCAAUAAAAUAUAUUAAAUUGCUUUAUAUUUGUCUGAUUCUAUAAAUGUAAAAAUGAACAAUGAAUAAAUAAAUUUUACUGAUCUUA